Camellia sinensis is the source of this 1209-nucleotide messenger RNA. The record is from RefSeq and is a predicted model, not a curated record. NCBI's taxonomy places the organism in Eukaryota, Viridiplantae, Streptophyta, Magnoliopsida, Ericales, Theaceae.
AUGUGCUUGGAUGGUAUUUGUAAUCAUGUCUUGGAGUUGAUGAAGAGACAAAGAAACAAUAUAUGUUGGUUGACUACUUGUACCAAUCGUUUGCCUUACAAUAGAUGUAUGACAAGUUUCCUCACCAACAACUUGCUUAGACUUAGAUGUAGGGUUCACCUUCUCAACAAACAUGGCUUGCAGUCUGCUUAUUGGCCAUCGGGUAAUGGAUUUCCUGCAUCUUCCAUCGACACAUCGUACUUCACCCACAUUUACUAUGCCUUCCUCUUACCUGAACCCGCCACUUACAAGCUCAAUAUUACAACAUUUGACCAAGAAAAGCUCCCAGAGUUCAUGGGUGCGCUUCGAGCCCGGAACCCACCCAUCAAAACUCUACUAUCCAUAGGAGGAGGUGGUAAUGACCCAAUUGUGUUUUCUAACAUGGCUAGCAACGAGUCGACCCGUGCUAUUUUCAUUAAUUCCACUAUUGAAGUAGCUCGAAAAUAUGGGUUUGAUGGCGUUGACCUAGAUUGGGAGUUUCCAGAAAAUCAUACUGACAUGUUUCAUCUUGCUUUACUUUACAAGCAAUGGCGAAAGACUCUAAAAAGGGAAGCAAAAGCCAUUAAAAAAACUCGUCUCCUCUUGACCUCAGCAGUUUAUUAUGCUACAAAGAUCACUUUAUUGGGCAAGGCCCGAACUUACCCGGGAAACACUAUACGUAAAUAUGUGGAUUGGGUUAGUCCAAUGUGCUUCGAUUACCACGGGUCAUGGGAACGGGUCACGGGUGAGCAUUCAGCCCUAGAUGACCCGAAUAGUAAAAUUAGCACUACCUUUGGAAUUCAAUCAUGGAUCGAAGUUGGUGUACCGCCCAAAAAGCUAGUUAUGGGCCUACCGUUAUAUGGUCGAACAUGGACGCUCCAAGACCCGAAAGUGAAUGGAAUUGGAGCACCUGCAGUUGUGCCAGGUCCCGGAGGUGGGGUAUUGGUUUAUUCUCAAAUUCUGGAUUUUAACACACAGAAUAAUGCAACUGUCAAGUUUGACAAACAGAGUAGUUGUUUCUAUUCUUAUGCUGGUGGAUCAUGGGUCGGAUAUGAUGAUGUCGGAUCCGUGAAGUUGAAGGUCCGAUUUGCACUGGCCCGGAGCUUAGGUGGAUACUUUUUUUGGGCUCUUGGCCAGGACAAGGACUGGACCAUCUCAAGAGAAGCCUCAAAUGCUUGGGGGCAUUGUUGA